UAUAACCUUUAUGGUGUUUGUAAUAAGAAAUAAUAUUAUACAGUAUUUGACAUCAAACCCCUAUAGUACCAUAUCUACAAAAAGCAUGCUCUUUGCCUUGCUUUCGACAUCCAUAAACUACAGAAGGUACAAAACUCUAGCAUUGCCUCUAGUUGCUAAUACCUAUUUCUACUUGGGAAAUACUGAUAAAAGCAUUAAAUUCACUAAUGUUACAAUCUAAAAUUCUUGGAUUACAACCAUCAGAUUUUCACAAAAAUCGUGUGUGCCAAAAAAUAUAAGCGACGGUUUAGCUACGGCUGAAGGGGACCGGUUGAUUCUUUACAUAAAAUUUCAAUGUGUUCUGGAAAUGGUUUGCAAAGAGGACGUGGUAUCAUGGUUUAAAGAAUUGGAAAGUUAUAAACGCAUAGAUGCGAUGUGUACGUUACUAAAUAUGUGUUUACCAUUCGAACUUCGUUUUAUUGGUACAUACCUGGAAGAGCUCGGCAAGCGGGACUUUCAGGAGUUGCGUGGUGCCGAAUUGAGAGCGAACAACCCCACAGAUUUGGCUGCUGACAUCGGAGGAGCCAAUACAGAUUCUAGAACAAGACGGAAAAUGGCUUUAUAUGUGUCUUUACUGCGCUCGUGUAAUUUUGCUUGUGCCACCACAUUGUACAAUGCAAUGGUUAGCUUGGAACAAAGUGGCCUCCUGAAAGGACUGUAUGGUGAUCUGUUAGAAGAAAUUUUACUUCUAUACACCAUGGCAUUACACCAUCCAGCUUUCACUUUUGACCAGAAGUCACAUUUUGGUGAAAUCUUAGAUAAAUUGAAAGUGGAGGACCAAAGGAUACAAUUUCAAGAGCAACAAGAACACAUAAAUGUAGCUCCUGUGAGUGCAUGCCAUACUCAGUCUAGUGUGUCAGCAAACAUGUCUGUUCCACCACCUAAUUUAACUAGCUUGGGGCCUCCACCUGGUAUCAUGUUUGUCAAAACACCCGGGGUGCAGCCUCAGGCAAGCACAGAUGCAAUACCUCAAGAACUUAGCUCACCACCAAUGCUUGGUGGGACGGGCACUGUAGUGCCCAUGCUUAGCGAAGUGCCUCAUCCACCUCCAGGUCUGCCAAUACCACAAUACAACAUGGGAGAAUAUAUGGGCCAGCAUAGUUGGCCAGCAAACAUCAUAGUACAACCAAUUAAUCAACCAUUGGAGGUGAUAAACUACCCACCGGCCCCUGGUGCACCGACGUCACCGCUAGUCUCGUCGCCGGGCGACAGUCGCGCCGCAUCGCCGCGGGCGCGCAGACGUCUGUCGCGCGACCGCUCGCCGCCCUUACCGCCGCCUGGGCCGCCCGAUCAGCAAUCCUUGCCUCAUCUUGCGACUAACUUCGAAAAUCUAUCUGUAGUUGAGAUGCGGCACAGCAUAGGCGAGGAUCGGUUGCGCGAGCUGACCGCCGCGCAGCACUACCGCUCGCUGGAGAAGUUGAACGGCGUGCGGCGGCGUGCGGGCGCGUACUGCCCCCCCGCGCGCUCCUCCUCCGACAGCGGCUCCAGCGCCGCCUCCUCACCGCCCGGAACGCCCGCCCCGCCCCCCCGCCGCGCCACUCCCUCCGCCCCGCCGCCUGUCUCGUUCCUGCAUUACCCGCGCCCCUACCCCUACCCGACCCCUCCACCCGCCUACCGCCCUCCCCCGCCGCCCUUCGCCGGCGUCGCCAACGGCGAACCUCCCCCCUACCCCGCACCCGCACCCUACGGAGGCUUCGUGCCAGUACUAUACGCACCCGCGAAGCUCUCCUGCUACAACUGCGGGGCGGCCGGUCACGCGGGACACGAGUGCAAGGAGCCGAGCAUGGAGGAAAUGACGCGCGCUGGCGGCUAUCAAUUAGACUUCGGUGGCGCGCCACCGGAACCCGCCGACAAGUAGCCCGCGCCGCCGGGCUUCGGCCCCCCCGCCGGUGAGCGGCCGAGGUGAGUAGCUUUAGCCGACGUCCUCGUGCGAUCUGUCCAUUAGUACCAAAGUGUCAGGUCGGUCGGGAGUUUGUGCAUAGUUGUGACCUGAGCCGGCCCGCGUACGCGCGCCACCCGCGAUCUUGCAACGAUCGCAAACGACAGACGUUUUGGUCAUAGAUCUUAAUAUUCGGUUAUAUUAAUGUUAUGUGCGUUUAUUGGACUAACUUAUUAUGGAACAGUGAAUUGUUAAAUGGGUAUGUUUAAGAGUAAUUGCACUUUCGAUUUAUACCAUAAUCGUGACCUUUCCUCGUGUUCAGUAUAACUAGGUGUAUAAAUGAUUAAUUUGUUAUUCAUAAGCAUAUUUUCAAUUAUUUUUCCUUUCUCAGAUCUGAAUAUACAUUGCAAUGUAAUUAAUAAGUCAUUAUAAUGAUUAAAACUAAAAUAUGUAAAAUAAAUUAGACACAAACAAUUGUGGUUGAAAAUAACACAAAACUCAAAUAAAAAGUUAUUUGUAUCCAAAUUCAACACAUUAAAUUUAUGAUAAUAUUGAUAAAAUAAAAUUAAGGGCAUAUUAAAUUGAAAACUUAAAAUCUUCUCUCAACAAUUUCAUUUUUAUAUUGUUUUGAUUUUGUGUAAGGAAAAUUCCAUUUUAUUCACAUUUAGUUUUUUGUUAUCUAGAUACAAUAUAUUUUCGAUUAAUUUUAGAACCCUGUUACAUCAACAAAUAUAUACAUACCUAUUUUAACAAUUUUAUGAAUUUUUAAAUCUGAUCUCUACAUAAACAAUUUGUUAGAGUGAUACUAUGAAAUCAUUUGUCUGGACUUAUUCUUUUAAUUAAUUUGAAGAAAAAAUAACAUAAAAUGUUUUCAUGAUGACGGAAAGUGUUAUGCUAGAACUUCACUUGACCAUUCGUGUUUGUCCUUUUCAUUUGUUAUAGAGCAUAAAAAGAACAGACUAGUGUUAAGCAAAUACGAAUAGCCAAGUGAAAUUGCAUCAUUACUUGUAUACAAGGCAAAUACCUACUGUGUAUAUGGAGUAUACUUAAAAUGCAAUUUAAUCAAGUAAGCGUAAAUAAAAUUAUAAACAAUAAUGUAAUUAAUAAAAAAUCAUUAUUAAAUCUCUAUUUAAUUUAGCAAUUGAUAGUCGAUGUUUGACCACAAAUAAGUAGCUUAGACCUACCUACUUGAAUGGAUAAAUUAACAUAUUUAAUAUCUUUGUCUUGUGAUUUGCAUCAUGCUAAAUGGUGGCCUAUGAUCGAUUGCUAUAUAGAAUAGGGUAAACAAGUAUAAUAAAAUAUAUUCACACUGAAAUAUGGAUGAGUGUGGUGAUUAAGAAAUUGCUAUCAAAAUGUAUUACUUAAAUCGAAAUUGCAAUUAUCUUAUAAAUAUAGUGAGGCCAUUACAUUUGCCAUUUAGAGGGAAUUCCAUAAAUUUACGUAUUUUGUUACAGCAGCGGGUUAGUAAUGUAAUUUAUCUAUGGGGAUUUAGCUGGACAUACCGCAUUUGCCUAAAAAGUUCGACCUCUUUGACUUUAAGCUGAUAAUAGUAUGCGCUCGGUCUUGUCACCUUAUUUUUCUUUUAUUGUAAUGAGGAUGGUAAAAUUAUGUGGUUAGCUUGAUGGUAAAGUGCUCUUCGCACUAUCCAUCCUGCUUGUGAAACAGCGCUAUACUUGUAAAAGAGAUGUAUAUAUCUUUUUUACUUGUUGCAUAUGCUGUCUCGCACGCUCGAUCCAGCGAGAUGGAUACUGCGUAGAGCCUUUAAGUGGACAUCACAUACAUACAGGGUUACCAUCCAUCCGGAUUAGUUCGGACUUUAAGACUAUAGUCCAGACUUAGUCUGGAUCUUUAAAUUGUCCGGAUUUUUUAAAUUACAUUUCAUAUGAAUAAUGAAAGUACAUAUUGAUUUAAAUACCAUACCAUUGUAACUAAGUGAGUAAUGGUACCAUUUUGUGACUUUUAGUCCGGACUUUUCUCGAAAUGUAAGGAUUUUUGUCAGGACUUUUGAAAUUCCUAAAUGGUAACCCUACAUACAUAGACCCUUGCGAUACCACAGUAUCAUUAACGCGAUGUCUACCCUGACACAGACAUAGAAAUUGGACUGAGCGUUCCUUAACCAAUUGUUAAGUAAAACUGAACAGUGUGAGAGCGACAAACCGAUCGAGUGGCUUAUAGUUCGUCUAUGUAUUGGAUGUGGUUUCUCUAUUUCUGGAGAGUUGUCAACUUUAUAUGAGUGUCUUUUAGUCCAUUUCCUAUGUCUAUGACAUUUAUGUACCGCUCUGGAAACCUCACUUACAGUUAAAAACAACAACACGCACAAAAGUAUUGUUGUUUAAAAAAUUGCAAAAAAUAUCUGAGGCGCUCUAACGUGGUAACUUCCUCGGACGGGUGGCCUUUAAAAUUGUCCUAUUUUCUAGAAAAAGUUCAAGCAAUAACCACGCUAAAGUGCAGAGUGCCAACGCCUGUAUUAAAUACCAUGCAUUUGGAUACCCCAAUGAUUGUUAUGAAACGCAUAAUUUGACUAUUCUUGCCUCUUUUCACCUCUGAAGUGACACUAUUUUAGUCGUGUUCCUUUGUAAAAAAAUAUCAGAAAUUUUUGGUAAUAAAAUUAGCCUUUUGUUUGAUUAUAAGUCAAACACUAGUGUGCCAUAUGGUUAUAAUCGGUAGGUUUAUUCUAGAAAACAUAAAAGUCCAUUUGUAAACAAUGACUAUCGCGGUAUGUUUUUGAAACUUGUACGUUUACCUCUAAAAUAUUUACAAACGCAAUAAUCAUUGAAUGUGGGGAUUUUGUUUGUAUAAAUGAACAUUUUAGUACAUUACCAUUAGUACAAGUUGAGAUUUUUUUUUAAAUAGUAUAGUAAGUUUAGAUAUGUUUUAACUUAAAUAUAAUCCUAUGUUUAUGACUUAUCUAGUGAAUAAAAUGAAACAUAAAAGUUGUAUGAAGCAUUAAAAUGUGAUUAUACUCGAACUCCCGGUGUUCCCUGCUGCUGUUAAGUUAAAACAACCUUUAUGUAAAUAACGUCCAUUUUUUAUUUGUACGUGAGGUCCUUAUAAAUGUUUGGGGUGCUAUGGAAUUCCCUGAAAUUCUGCGUUUUCCUAUACAAAAAAAAACAAAACUACCAAAUUGACAUCAUUUGUGUGAAGCCGAAGUAUUUGUAUUAACCAUGUGACUUCUAAAACUAUUCGUAUAAAUAUGCAGUUCAAAUUGAUGUGACGAAUAUUGUACAAAAGUAUAAUUCAAUUGUUUCCUUUGACGCAAGACUGAUUUCUAAUACUGUAGCUAAAUGGGCUUCUGAAAUUUGUACAGUGAUAUAACUAUAUAUAUAUAUAUUUUAAACUUUCAUGGUCACUGACACUAUAGUAAAUUAUGUUAUUUUCGGGAUUGAUAGCAUGUCCCUUGUUUUUAGCGAGUGUCCGAUAUUUUGGCACUGUUGCAAGCGCCAUGAUCACGUAGUAACUCCCGUAAAUAACAUGGAUUACGUAGUGAUAUAAUUUGACCGCGAUGCGAUAUUUGAUGAAGUCUUGCAACAUUAUCAAUUACAGGACUUUGUUUUGUAAAUCUAAAUAAAAAUCUAAACAACAUUAAUCAUAAAUUAUUAACAGACCAUGCGCAUAUGCACAUGGCAGCUACGAACUGUUUUUUAAAGAACAAGGGAUUAAUUUGAUCAAGCUCACAUGCAAAAUGCUCUUUAAAAUUAAUGUUUAUAUAGUUGUUGUAAAUAACUACAUAAUAUUGUAUAAGUGAUGGGCACAUCACAUUUGAUGUGUUUGCCAUCUUGUAAAUAUUUCAGUUUAUAUUAGUGAAUAUUUAGAGAUUGAAGUUUAUUUGUAAAUUACAUUGUAACAUUUGAGUGCCCCUAUGAAAAAAAAGUUAUAUACUUAAUAAUUAUUGAAAUUGUUUCUCUACAAUCACUGUCACAAAUCACACUUUGCAUUUUUUAAAGUCUCUGUUUUUUGAGGAACUUCAAAUUCAAGGGUUGUAUAAUUGUUUUUGCAUAAUUAUUAGUAAAAAAUAUGUUUUUAUCGGGUCAAAUGAGUCACGCGCAUAGGUGGGUGGGUAGCCGGUGUUUGCCACUGUGGCCGAGUUAUAUUUUAGCAUUAACAAUUUGCAUGUGUUUAUAAAAAAAAUCACAAAUCAUUUCUUGGAUGGUUGUGUUUUCUCUUCGAAUUGCACGAAAAUUAUGACAUUAAAAAUGCAGUGUUAGUUAUGUAUCUUAAAACUUAAAGCACUCGCAAUAAUUAUCACCAAAUGAGAAAAAGACUACACGAAGAGCAUCUAUAUUACUUCAUCAUGCCUUAUGGUUUCAAUGUCCUACAAAAGUUAGUUGCUUCUGUAAUUAAUUGAUUACAAGUGAAUAGUCACUCCUUAAAAAGGUUGUUAGUCCACGUAAUGUAAUAAUUAUGUUAUUUAUAACCUUACGAUUUUAUUAUGAUAUUUAAAACAAGUUGGAUUAUAGUUUAGAUAUAGAUGAAAUAACUUAAUAGCUGUAUCUAUGUAAGUGCGAACACUUGACGAAAUAAGCAAAUAAAUAGCAUUGUAGCUUAUCACGUGGAUAACGAGUAUAUCUCUACGGCUAAAGAAGUCAUGAAGCGUUUUUCGAAAAUUGUGUUGAAUGUGAAAUUGUACGUAAAACGCCAUUGCGCGGCGCGACGCGGCGAGCUUCGUCCGAUCUUCUAUUGUUUAGUUUACGAGCGUUCUGACCGCUGAAAACUGUUCUCGUGUGUUUUGAAAUAAAACAGCUAGCUCUGUGGCCGCCAACGGCGAGUACGCAAAAACCGCUCCGUGAGUUCUUAGUCCGAGUGGUGACUCAAGUUGGGCCUACAUAACGUAGUCGCUGCUGAGUCGUCCUUCACUUCACACAUUAUUCAUUAAAAUAACAUUGUACUGAGUGAAAACAGAGUAACUUAUACAUAGUUCAUUGUUGUCAUCAUUCUUGCAGCUUUAUUUUACUAGUUGAAGUAUGAAGAUAUUUUUUUACUUUGUACAGAAUGUUAUAAAUGUGAUAAAGUAAUUUUUGACAUAAUUAGAAAUUGUGAUUUAGUAAGGUGUGUAGUUUAUUAUAAACAACAAAAAAAUAUACCUAAGUAAUAUACUUACGUGAAUUGAAACUCGCUUCUUUUACCACAUUUUUAUAUUCGGGUACUUAUGUAUUGUAAGUUGUUGUACCUACACUUCUAAUAAAAUUUAUGAUCAACUCAGGAAAAUGAAUGUUUCGGCCCAGUAUUGUAAGACUCCUGUACCCCACCAAUGCUGUGAAUCAUUUGCUUCCUGACAAAUAAACAACCAAAACUGAUA
This is a messenger RNA of Chilo suppressalis (striped riceborer), 7214 nucleotides long. The record is from the annotation of a GenBank genome assembly. NCBI's taxonomy places the organism in Eukaryota, Metazoa, Arthropoda, Insecta, Lepidoptera, Crambidae.